Molecule: messenger RNA, 2040 nt
Organism: Colletotrichum acutatum
Lineage: Eukaryota; Fungi; Ascomycota; Sordariomycetes; Glomerellales; Glomerellaceae
Product: major facilitator superfamily transporter
Exons: 5
Coding region: 265-1782 (505 amino acids)
Biological process (GO): transmembrane transport
Cellular component (GO): membrane
Molecular function (GO): transmembrane transporter activity
Source: RefSeq, a predicted model, not a curated record
GACCGGGAUGAGAGAUACGUCAAUCAGGAAAAAGAUAUGCUGGAUCAGCGAAUGCUACUCCAACGAACUCCAUCCGAAGCUUAUGUGUCGUAUGUGUCUACUAAGGCACGGACAGUAAUGUCCCAGUUGGGGUAACUGUAACCUUGCAUUUUUUCCUCCCUCUCCCUCUCGGGUUGCACUACUUGCGUCGCUCAACCACGAUUCUUGGACUCUUCUUUCGCAUCGUUCCUGUGGUGUAAGCCAUAAGGGCCCUUGAGACGCACAAUGGAGGCCGCAAAGGACAACAAGAUCACCCCAGCGACACGCGCUGAAGGGUCACUUCGCGAUGGAUCCGUAGAUGGCGAGAACGUCAAGAAGAACAACUACGACGACGAUGUGGUUCAAGUCGUCGACAAGGCCGCCGAGAGGGCCCUCUGCAGAAAGCUGGACCUUCACAUCUUGCCCGUUCUGGCCGUGAUGUACCUGUUCAACGCACUCGAUAAGGGAAACCUAGGUAAUGCCGAAACCGACGGCCUAAGCACAGAUCUCGGCUUCAAAGAUGGCCAGUACAACCUCAUCGUCAGCAUCUUCUUCGUGCCCUUCGUCGCGGCCGCGCCGUUCGUGGCCCUCAUCGGCAAGAAAUUCGGCCCAGCCAUCGUCCUCCCGAUUCUCAUGUUCACCUUCGGCACGAUGACGAUGCUUAUGGCUGCCGCGCAAAACUUUGGCGGUGUCUUUGCAUUGCGAUGGUUCCUCGGCAUGGCAGAGUCGGCGUUCUUCCCUCUGGUCAUCUAUUAUCUCACUACCUUUUACCGUCGCGGUGAGCUUGCGCGACGGCUGGCUGUCUUCUAUGCCGCUUCCAAUAUCGCAAACGCGUUCUCCGGUCUUCUGGCAUUCGGUGUGUUCCACAUCACCAACACCAAAUUGCAUCCUUGGCGAUGGCUCUUCAUCAUUGAGGCCACUGCGACUAUUUUAUUCUCGUUCUUUGCGUUCUGGUAUCUUCCUCGCAGCGCUGCGGAAGCGAAGUUCCUCACGGAGGAGCAGAAGCAACUUGCUCACCAUCGCAUCCGAGUCGACAGCUCAUCCGUGGUUGGUGAGAAGAUGAAGAUCCGAGAAGCAGCCAAGGUUUUCAAGCAUCCGACAACGUUCGGCUUCCUCGCCAUCGAGAUCUGCCUUGGCGUCCCGCUCCAGAGCGUCGGUCUCUUCAUGCCCCAGAUCGUGCAGCGCCUGGGAUACAGCACCAUCAAGACGAACCUCUACACAGUGGCCCCGAACGUCAGCGGUGCUGCCAUGCUUCUCAUCCUCGCCUUCCUCUCGGAUUGGCGACGACUUCGGUUCCCAUUCAUCGCCUUGGGUUUCAUGCUCACGUUCAUCGGCUUCAUCAUCUACGCUGCCAUUGACGAUGUCGAAGCUGAGAUCAAGCUCGCAUAUUAUGCGUGUUUCAUGAUGACCUGGGGAACUUCAGCACCGAGUGUCCUUCUAUCGACUUGGUACAACAACAAUGUGGUCAACGAAAACCAGCGUGUACUCCUGACUUCAAUCGGUGUCCCGCUGGCGAACCUCAUGGGUCUUGUGAGCAGCAACAUCUUCCGCAAGCCAGAUGCUCCAAAAUAUGCGCCCGCAUUGAUCACAACGGCGGCAUUUGGCGUGGCUGGUGCCUCGUGCGCGCUCGCUCUAGGAUUCUUCAUGAUGUGGGAUAACCGAAAGAGAAACCGGGCCGAAGGCGUGACCUUGACUGCCAGUGAAGUCCCGACAUCGAAGUUGGGCGACGGACCUAAGAGCCCUCACUUCCGCUGGUUCUUGUAAGAUUACAGUGAUUAUACAAUGAAGCGAGCUGUGUUAUCCCUCAGCUAAGUGUGAAACCCAGUCAGGUUGAAAUACCCCGCUGCGAAGCUCACACGUACAUACAUUAUCUAGUCUAUAUUUAUUAUAUAGGCCCAAUGAACCCAUGACUGUAUACUGCUUGGCUUGCCUGCACCACCGUGAGAUCUAUCUCGAUGCGAUUUGCUUCAAAUCAUCGCGAUGGUAUUUGGAAUUGAAACGUCCAAAUAGAGUUGUGCUGAG